AUGUCUCAAUUUUCCAAUGUGUUAAACGUUCUUCAUGAUGCAUGGUUGAAAGUGACGACGGGACAAGUUUUUCCGAAUCAAAUCCAUGAUGUGAACACAUCUCGAACGAUUCGAGGACUCUCUCCUACACUGUUCACUCAAAUAUUAAUUUUACUUUCAAGUAUUUUGACGGGUGGAUUCCGAUAUUAUCAUUCAAAAACAGCCAUACGAACGAAUCAUCAACGAGGAGUCCUCGAUCACACAAUGUUAUCCUCACAAGAAGGGAUAUCGAGUGUUGCUGAACAUGGUACUCUUUCAACUACAACUCUUUCAACAACUCCUAGUAGUAGUAGUAGCAGUAGUAGCACCAUGACACCUUCGAAUCGAAAUGCACAACACAAUCCCUUCUUUGGAGAGAGACCACAUUACUUUAUGCCACCCUCUGAUAUGGAACAAUAUCGAACAAGAUCCACAAGUGUUGCACAACAUUUUUACAUUCCCUAUCCCAAUGAUCCUCCUCAUACCUUUCCAUCCAUUAAGGCUAGAUCUCUCUUUACAAAAUCUCCAAAGAAAUUAAGUCAAGUGUAUAUUGAGAGAAUUGAUCCAGUGAAUCGAUCGAAUUUGAGAAGUGGUGCAAAAUUAAAAGUACCAAUACAACAAUUAGAAGAGAGAUUUAGAACUGUCUAUACAAAUGCUAAAGAUAAUGGAUUGGAAAUUACAAUGAAUGUUAAAAAGAAUUUAAAUUCACAAGAUCAAUUUGAAAAGUUAGGAUUUUAUACAAGUGGUGGUAGUGGUAGCGGUACAAGUGAUAAUCUUGGAAGUGGUAAUCUUGGUAGUUCUAGUGGUAGUUCUAGUGGCAAUAGUAAUGAAUUCAAGACAAUAUCGAAUCCAUCAUCCACUACAAGUAACAACACUUCUCCAAACAUGACCUAUGAUUUUCAUCAUGUGGAUGGUUUAAUAACACCACCAUUGUAUCGAUUGGAGUGA
Molecule: messenger RNA, 966 nt
Organism: Naegleria lovaniensis
Lineage: Eukaryota; Heterolobosea; Eutetramitea; Acrasida; Naegleriidae
Exons: 1
Coding region: 1-966 (321 amino acids)
Source: RefSeq, a predicted model, not a curated record